GCCUUCCAGUCGCUUGUAUCAGGAGCCGGUGUUACUCGCGGUCACUCAGAGCCGCCUUUAUCUUGCUCCACUGCAAGGGGGUGGCACUUGGGAACACCUUAUUUUACCAUACACGCUAUAAAUACACCACCUGGAAUGGGAGCAGGGCUACCGGCCGCAGCGGGACACAGUGACGCACGGAUACCCGGACACCAGCAGCAGCCAGAUCCAGAGAGCCGGCAGUGAGGCUCGACUCUACAGGACAUUGCAAAUCGCCCCUGAGCGUUGCAGCGAGCAAGCCGGGGGGAGGCUUUGGAGAUACAAGGCCUGGCUCCUGGUGGCCCUUGCAAGGAGAUUUGGUGGGGCAGAAGAAAGAACCGGCUGCUGUAUCCGUGCUCCCCAGGCACCCGGUGAUUACUGGCAUUGCACCCCACCCAUCUGCCAACAUGAUGCAGAUCUGCGACUCCUACAGCCAGAAACACUCCCUCUUUAACGCCAUGAACCGCUUCAUCGGGGCCGUCAACAACAUGGACCAGACGGUGAUGGUGCCCAGCCUGCUGCGGGACGUGCCGCUGCUGCUGGAGGAGCUGGACUCGGGGGGCGGCUGCGGGGAAGGGGACCCCCAGUUGUCGCCGGGGGACGCCGGCGCCUUCUUCUCCCGCAGGGACAUGUACAGCCAUUACCUGCUGCUCAAGUCCAUCCGCAACGACAUCGAGUGGGGGGUGCUGCAGCAGGGCGCCGAGGAGGCCAGCCGGAAGAAGGACAAGCUGAGCGGGGACAUUAGCCGGGGCCUCCCGGAGGCCGCGGUGGAGGAGGAAGAUCUGGAGAAGCAAUUCCACUAUCACCUGAGCGGACUCCACACGGUGCUUUCCAAACUCACCCGCAAGGCCAACGUGCUCACCAACAGAUACAAGCAGGAAAUCGGCUUCAGCAACUGGGGGCACUGAGCCAGGGCAGGGCUUGGCGGGGGGGGGGGGUGUC
This is a messenger RNA of Malaclemys terrapin pileata, 960 nucleotides long. RefSeq names its product MID1 interacting protein 1 (gene MID1IP1). Gene Ontology annotation, biological process: regulation of lipid biosynthetic process. The coding region runs from base 426 to 926 and encodes 166 amino acids. The transcript has 2 exons. The record is from RefSeq and is a predicted model, not a curated record. Lineage: Eukaryota; Metazoa; Chordata; Testudines; Emydidae. Gene Ontology annotation, cellular component: cytosol.